AAUCACCUAUUAGGUCUAAAGAUAUUGUUGAAGAUAUUAAUAUUAAACAAGAAAUGGAUAAAAUUACAAAAUUACCUGAUUUACCAGAAUCACUAUUAGAAGAUAUCAGAAGUUUUGUUAGUAGUUUGUUAAAAUUUCCACCACCUAAUGAAGAAUUAUCAUAUGAACAAAUCCAAUCAUUUUAUGAGAUUGUAUAUUCUGAAAUGGAAGACCCAAUUGAAUUAAAUGAGAAAAUGAACAGUAUAGAGAAAUAUGUAACCACU
Messenger RNA from Entrophospora candida, 263 nucleotides. NCBI's taxonomy places the organism in Eukaryota, Fungi, Glomeromycota, Glomeromycetes, Entrophosporales, Entrophosporaceae. The record is from the annotation of a GenBank genome assembly.